Molecule: messenger RNA, 303 nt
Organism: Dichomitus squalens LYAD-421 SS1
Lineage: Eukaryota; Fungi; Basidiomycota; Agaricomycetes; Polyporales; Polyporaceae
Exons: 1
Source: RefSeq, a predicted model, not a curated record
CGUCACAGACACCAAAUUUUGCUCAAGUUAACCUCGCUUGGUCUAAAGGAGAGCUCAACGUGGGGAACGAAGCGACGGCGACGAGAACCCGAUUCCGCGCAUACAGAAGCCACGCACUGCAUCCCCCGCCACCUCCGCCUCAACAACAGCAACAAGAGCACGUUCCUCCCGCCCAGAGCUCCAGCAAGCGCCGUGUCCCCAACACGUAGCUCGAUGCACUCGACACCGACCUCAAUCAACAAGUCACCGGCGAUGCAACCGCAGCGUCCGUCCUCACAGACGAACAUCAUGCCCCCUCCGUGA